Messenger RNA from Hylaeus anthracinus, 1955 nucleotides. RefSeq names its product replication initiator 1-like. The record is from RefSeq and is a predicted model, not a curated record. NCBI's taxonomy places the organism in Eukaryota, Metazoa, Arthropoda, Insecta, Hymenoptera, Colletidae. The transcript has 2 exons. Gene Ontology annotation, biological process: regulation of transcription by RNA polymerase II. The coding region runs from base 158 to 1252 and encodes 364 amino acids. Gene Ontology annotation, cellular component: nucleus. Gene Ontology annotation, molecular function: RNA polymerase II cis-regulatory region sequence-specific DNA binding; DNA-binding transcription activator activity, RNA polymerase II-specific.
ACUUGUUUCGAUUCGCUUGAAAAUAAGUCUAAAAAAUAGGUAGUUACGCCACGUCACCGAAGAUAGGAAAAAUUCUCGGGAAAAUUUAGAACGAAUUAGAGCGCCCAGAUAAGUAUAUUUGCUGUAUUAAAUCAUCGCGUCGAAACGGUAAUAAUUCAUGAUUAUUUUUUAUACAUUUCCAGGCUACGACUGUUACGGAUCGUUUAGUACGACGAGAAGCGUCUUGGAUCCCUUAAGCGAGGUGUUCAAGAUCAGCUCGUCGAUAGACUACGUGAACUGGAUCAACAAGGAGAACUUUGAAGUUCCAUCUUCCCUUCAAGAAGACAAUGACGUAACCAAAAAGCACCCCACAGACCCCGCACUGCGUUUCGUCAACAGCAUCGAGAAAAGAACGAAGAGAAUAACGCGAACAAUCCCUCUGGAGUGCGACCACUGCCAUCGCAAAUUCCUGAAGAAGAGCAACUUAGCCGAGCACCUGAAGAAGCACAGACACAAGUGCCCCGACUGCCCCAGGACUUUCAGGCUACGUCGAUACCUGACCACCCACUUCGAGAAGAUCCAUCGACUCCAGGUGUACGACUGCAGCGUGUGCGACUACAAGAGCAACAACAAGGGCACCCUGAAGAACCACUACAUAAGACUCCACACCAACAAUUACAAUUUCUCAUGCGACGUGUGCGGAAAGCAGUUCAAGAUCAAGAAGGCUCUGAACCAUCACGUUAAACAAAACCACAGCGACGCGCCGCCGAUCGUCUGCGACGUUUGCGGCCACUUCAGCAAGAAUCUUCACGCCCUGAAGGCUCACAUGAAGUACAGGCACUACAAGCCGGAGUUUAUCUGCAGAAUCUGCAGACGGGGUAUGACCACGCAGGAGAACUUGGAGCAACACUUGACGUGGCACGAGACCAGAGAGAAGGUGCUAUGUCCGACAUGCGGGAAGAGGUUUCGAGGACGCGAUCUCGACUCCCAUAUGCGGGUUCACACGGGGGUCAAGCCCUUCCCGUGCCCGGUCUGCGGCAAGUCGUUCAGAAGGCAGACUGCUCAGGAGCAACACGUUCUCAUACACACGGGAAAGAGGCCGUACGUCUGCGACAUAUGUGGACAGGCGUUCGCGCAGAAGCCAGGAUUGAUUUGUCAUAGGAAACGGCACCCUGGACCACUCCCGCCCCUACCUGUUGUGUCCAUCAAGAACAUCGUCACGGAGUUCACUAAGGAGUACACUAUGAAGAAUACGAUGAUUAAAAUGGAGUGAACUAGAGGAGUUUAUGGAUCGGAGAUAGGGGCGAACUCUGAUGAGGGGCUAUUUGGGAGACCGAAAAGUAAUGUCAUUUCUUUUACAUUAAGUUCAAACGAAUACAUUCUUAACAAGUUUCUAUUUUUUAUGAAUUAUGUAAUCCCACUCGUCAUCAACGGCCUUUUGUCAUAUAGCGUGCAAAUUUUCAAUGGCAGGACGAUAAAAAUCAAUGAUGAGUGAUGAACGAGUAUUGACAUUCGCAAAAAUGACAUUACUUUAUAGUCCACCUAAUAUUUGGGAUAUGAUCACGCGCUGUGGUAGUUUUGACGAAACUGGUCAGGGUUGUAGAACAGACAAAAAUAAGAGACAUUUGUUCUUUUUUUAGCUGUUGUAAUCUGAAGUAAAGUUGCCUUUUGACGGGUAUUGUAACUCAGGUCGGAGGAUUAAAACUACCCCCUAAAGUUUUAGUCGUCUGAUGAUAUGUUGAAGACUACUGGAAGACUACUUUUUUAUACAAGUACUAUACGUAAACGUGACUUCGUUGACAAUUCAAGCAACAAAGAGUUCUCCAGAAGGGACUCUAGGAUUUUAUUUUUUUAAUCAAAAGCAGAUGACAUGCAACAUACUCGAUUCACUUAUUCUAAAUUAAUGUACACAUGAUUACAAUUAAAUGUGAAUGAUGGCGUCGUUUAUCCACUGCACUGAUAAAAAACAAAAUUUU